AUGCCUUCCCGUAUGAAAUUAUUCUUCUACCUCAUCAUCCUCACUGGUGCUAUUGCUAUAUUUGCAAUUUUCUUUUGCCCUUCUCCUCUGCCUCGCAUUGCCAAUACUCAGGUGCACUACCCAGUUCAAGAUUCUGGUAUUUUUGAGGAAGUCUUCCGGUACCCCGAUGUCUUCUUGAGAAAUUAUGCUCUAAUGGAGAAGGGUUUCAAAAUCUUCAUAUACCCAAAAGAUGUACUGGAUCAGUUUUACAGUGAGUACCUUCCCCAGGGGACUACUUUUGAAGUGUUCUUCUCCCUCCGUCUCAACUUAUCCGAAAGAUUUCAUACAAAUGAUGACACUGAGGCUCAUAUGUUUUUCAUUCCACUUACUUGGUUCGAGAUUGGCAGAAUGAUGCAGAUGAAGGAAAUGAUUUCCUUCCUGUCUUUCUUUGUCCGGUCAAGAAUGGGAAAUGACUCUAAUGCUCAACAUAAUUAUGCUGAGAAUUAUGUUCGGCGCAUAAUUAACGAGUACCCUCACUGGAAUCGGAGUAAAGGGUUUGAUCACUUUCUUAUAACUUGCUGUGACGAUGGAGCAAUAUUCUCUGAAAGAGUUCCACUGAAUAAUUCAAUAAAAGCCUCGUGUCAGGCAAGAAAUGAUGCCAGGCAUCACAUACGCCACAAGCACCACCAUAUAACCAUUCCCCAGCUGAGACAGGCAUUUUUUCCUCCACCGCAUGCCAGUUUUGUUUUCUGUGAGUUCUGUUUUUCUUGCAUUUUUGAGAUGGCAUAUCUAAUAGACAGAGUUGCCUGCCAUGUUUUAGAAGAAACAAGCAACAGUGCAUCCCAUGUCACUAGAAUCUGGGGUGAGAGAGGAUUCCUCCUAAUUGGAUCUAUUUCAGGUUUUCCCCAGAUUUUUAGUUUCUGGAUGAUCUUGUAUGAAGGCUACGAAUUGCCCUUCGGUGACAUCCUUGAUUGGACAAAAUUUUCUGUAAUAAUCAAUAAGGAUGAUGCAGAUCGGGUUGAACAAAUCCUUGAAGACGUUUCGGAUUCAAAAUUCAGUGAACUGCAUAACAACAUACGCAAGGUUCAAAGGCACUUCCAUGGAGAUUUACGAGGACAUAAGCCAUAUGAUGUCAUCGAUAUGAUAAUGUAUGAGCUCUGGUUGCGCCACUUCGCACGGUCUUUCUGA
Tripterygium wilfordii is the source of this 1167-nucleotide messenger RNA. Its product is annotated as probable glycosyltransferase At3g42180. The coding region runs from base 1 to 1167 and encodes 388 amino acids. Gene Ontology annotation, molecular function: glycosyltransferase activity. The record is from RefSeq and is a predicted model, not a curated record. NCBI's taxonomy places the organism in Eukaryota, Viridiplantae, Streptophyta, Magnoliopsida, Celastrales, Celastraceae. The transcript has 8 exons.